Penaeus monodon (black tiger shrimp) is the source of this 5001-nucleotide messenger RNA. Its product is annotated as kielin/chordin-like protein. Gene Ontology annotation, molecular function: integrin binding; serine-type endopeptidase inhibitor activity. Gene Ontology annotation, cellular component: integrin complex; cell surface; focal adhesion. The record is from RefSeq and is a predicted model, not a curated record. NCBI's taxonomy places the organism in Eukaryota, Metazoa, Arthropoda, Malacostraca, Decapoda, Penaeidae. Gene Ontology annotation, biological process: cell adhesion mediated by integrin; cell migration; cell-matrix adhesion.
AUGUAUUUGCCGUUUAUCGCUUCUACUGUCCAUUUGAAACUGGUGUAUCAGAUUAACAGUGACAAAAUGCAAUAUGAGACUUCCUCAACACUGUUAUUGAUUUGGACUAGAGGAAUACAGAGAGUGUUUGUUGAUGGUCAUUAUAGUAGUGAGUUCAUAAAUGUUAUUUCCGGGGUGCCUAAAGGUGGUGUUCGUGGUCUUAUAUUCUUCCAGUUAUUCAUUCGUAUCGAUAUGGACAAGAACCGUAUAGUGGCAGAUGAUUGCCCCUUGGAUACGCCCUGGGGAGCAGGCAACUUCAGUGACUCCGAUUGCGAUGACCGAGAUCCAUUCCAUUGCAAUGGCCUAGGAACCUGUGUAUGUGGACAAUGUAUAUGUAACCAAAGGGCUGACCCACAGGAGGUUAUCAGUGGGCGGUUCUGCGAAUGCACCAACUUCCUUUGCGACCGAUACUUUGGACUUUUCUGUUCGGGGCCUGACCACGGUCAGUGCGUUUGCAACAAGUGUGAGUGCAAACCCGGAUGGUCAGGGGACGAUUGUUCGUGUGAUGACAGUGUUGAGAAUUGCAGGAACCCUCAGACGGGGGAAAUAUGCUCAAAUCAUGGAGUUUGUGCUUGCAAUAGCUGUCAGCAGUGCAAUGUGGUAGCGGUUGGGAGGUGUUCUGGCAGAUGGUGUGAAAACUGCCCAACCCCUCGCAGGAGGGGGGGAAGGCAGAGGGGGAGGCACAGAAGCAAAGAGGAGAGGAAGCAACGAAGAAGAGAAAGGAAACAAAGGAAGGAACAUAAAGACGAAGGUGAAGAACCAGCAGCUGUAUCAGAGUUGUGCCCCGUGGAUGCUCCCUGGGGACCGGAAGCCUUCGAUGACUCCUACUGCAAGGAAACAGAGGCAUCGCAGCCAUGCAGUGGUCGAGGAACCUGUGCAUGUGGAGAAUGUAGGUGCAAUGAAAGGACUGACCCAAAGGAGCUUGUUAGUGGGCAGUUCUGCGAAUGCACCAACUUCCUCUGUGAUCGAUACAACGGCGUUCUCUGUUCGGGGCCCGACCAUGGCGAAUGCAUUUGCAAUAAGUGUCAGUGCAAACCUGGAUGGGUAGGAGAAGCCUGUGAGUGUGAAGACAGUGUGGAGAACUGCAGGAACCCUGACACUGGAGAAAUUUGUUCAGGCCAAGGUAUCUGCGACUGCAAUGCGUGUAUAUGCAGUGCUACAGAAGAUGGGAGGUAUUCCGGCAGGUGGUGUGAGGACUGUCCAACCUGUAGAAGCAAAUGUUCUCAGUACAAAUCUUGUGUUCAAUGCCAGGCCUUUGGCACUGGUGAUUUAAGCGAAGAAGAGUGUAUGUUUCGGUGCACGUUAUUCAACUCUACAAUGGUGCAAGUUGCCAGAGAGGAAACAGAGGGAGACCGUUUAUGCACUUUCUUUGACGAGAAUGACUGCCGUUUCCACUUUACUUACGGCUAUGACGAAGACAGAGUCCCAGUUGUGCGAGUGCAGCAAACCCUCGAAUGUCCUCCGAGUGUUGGUGAUGAAACAGCUGUAUCAAAACAUCGGAAUCUAGCAGCUGAAUUAUGCCCCGUGGAUGCUCCCUGGGGACCGGAAGCCUUCGAUGACUCCUACUGCAAGGAAACAGAGGCAUCGCAGCCAUGCAGUGGUCGAGGAACCUGUGCAUGUGGAGAAUGUAGGUGCAAUGAAAGGACUGACCCACAGGAGCUUGUUAGUGGGCAGUUCUGCGAAUGCACCAACUUCCUCUGUGAUCGAUACAACGGCGUUCUCUGUUCGGGGCCCGACCAUGGCGAAUGCAUUUGCAAUAAGUGUCAGUGCAAACGUGGAUGGGUAGGAGAAGCUUGUGAGUGUGAAGACAGUGUGGAGAACUGCAGGAACCCUGACACUGGAGAAAUUUGUUCAGGCCAAGGUAUCUGCGGCUGCAAUGCGUGUAUAUGCGGUGCUAUAGAAGAUGCGAGAUGUUCUGGCAAGUGGUGUGAGGACUGUCCAACCUUUAGGAGCAAAUGUUCUCAGUACAAAUCUUGUGUUCAGUGCCAGGCCUUUGGCACUGGUGAUUUAAGCGAGGAAGAGUGCAUUCAUAAGUGCAAGAUAUUCAACUCCACAAUGGUUCAAGUUGCCAGAGAGGAAACAGCGGGAGACCUUUUAUGCGUCUUCUUUGACGAGAAUGACUGCCGUUUCUACUUUACUUACGGCUAUGACGAAGACAGAGUCCCAGUUGUGCGAGUGCAGCAAACCCUCGAAUGUCCUCCGAGUGUAGAUGAUGGAACAGGUUCCAGAGCUGUAUCAGAACGUCGGAAUCUAGCAGCUGAAUUAUGCCCCGUGGAUGCUCCCUGGGGACCGGAAGCCUUCGAUGACUCCUACUGCAAGGAAACAGAGGCAUCGCAGCCAUGCAGUGGUCGAGGAACCUGUGCAUGUGGAGAAUGUAGGUGCAAUGAAAGGACUGACCCACAGGAGCUUGUUAGUGGGCAGUUCUGCGAAUGCACCAACUUCCUCUGUGAUCGAUACAACGGCGUUCUCUGUUCGGGGCCCGACCAUGGCGAAUGCAUUUGCAAUAAGUGUCAGUGCAAACGUGGAUGGGUAGGAGAAGCCUGUGAGUGUGAAGACAGUGUGGAGAACUGCAGGAACCCUGACACUGGAGAAAUUUGCUCAGGCCAAGGUAUCUGCGACUGCAAUGCGUGUAUAUGCAGUGCUACAGAAGAUGGGAGGUAUUCCGGCAGGUGGUGUGAGGACUGUCCAACCUGUAGAAGCAAAUGUUCUCAGUACAAAUCUUGUGUUCAAUGCCAGGCCUUUGGCACUGGUGAUUUAAGCGAAGAAGAGUGUAUGUUUCGGUGCACGUUAUUCAACUCUACAAUGGUGCAAGUUGCCAGAGAGGAAACAGAGGGAGACCGUUUAUGCACCUUCUUUGACGAGAAUGAGUGUCGCUUCUACUUUGUUUAUGGCUAUGACGAAGACAGAGUCCCAGUUGUGCGAGUGCAGCAAACCCUCGAAUGUCCUCCGAGUGUUGGUGAUGGAACAGGUUCCAGAGCUGUAUCAGAACGUCGGAAUCUAGCAGCUGAGUUGUGCCCCGUGGAUGCUCCCUGGGGACCGGAAGCCUUCGAUGACUCCUACUGCAAGGAAACAGAGGCAUCGCAGCCAUGCAGUGGUCGAGGAACCUGUGCAUGUGGAGAAUGUAGGUGCAAUGAAAGGACUGACCCACAGGAGCUUGUUAGUGGGCAGUUCUGCGAAUGCACCAACUUCCUCUGUGAUCGAUACAACGGCGUUCUCUGUUCGGGGCCCGACCAUGGCGAAUGCAUUUGCAAUAAGUGUCAGUGCAAACCUGGAUGGGUAGGAGAAGCUUGUGAGUGUGAAGACAGUGUGGAGAACUGUAGGAACCCUGACACUGGAGAAAUUUGCUCAGACCAAGGUAUCUGCGACUGCAAUACGUGUAUAUGCAGUGCUACAGAAGAUGGGAGGUAUUCCGGCAGGUGGUGUGAGGACUGUCCAACCUGUAGAAGCAAAUGUUCUCAGUACAAAUCUUGUGUUCAAUGCCAGGCCUUUGGCACUGGUGAUUUGAGCGAAGAAGAGUGUACGUUUCAGUGCACGUUAUUCAACUCUACAAUGGUGCAAGUUGCCAGAGAGGAAACAGAGGGAGACCGUUUAUGCACCUUCUUUGACGAGAAUGACUGCCGUUUCCACUUUACUUACGGCUAUGACGAAGACAGAGUCCCAGUUGUGCGAGUGCAGCAAACCCUCAAAUGUCCUCCGAGUGUUGGGAGUGGAACAGACGCCUCCUGCGACCGCUCCCAGUGCCCUUGGUCGAGAUGGUCUCAUUACUUGGCCAAGAAAUGUCAGCCUCUCUAUGACAAGGGGUUUUGCUGCCCGACUGGCUUCUCGUGUCCCCAGGAGACACAGCUGAUGCAGGACUCGACUAGGUGUUUCUACAGAGGGUCCUUUUACCAACCUGGAGAAGAAGUACCCGUAGGAAAUGCCUGUCUUGGCACUUGUCACUGUGUAGUUGAUGCUUUGCCCGAUAUUAAGUGCCAAAUCGAGUGCCAAGACAUGGAUCAGCCUGGGCCAGGAUGCCGUCACCUGUUCAAGCCAGGUGCAUGCUGUCCAUAUGCCCAAGACUGUGAAGAAGAAAAAAAAUCUCCCCGGGACCUAGGAGACACGGUGACCUGUUCUUGGGAGAAUAAAACAUACCUCGAAGGUGACCGGAUGACCUCGUUUGACCUCCCGUGCCAAGCAUGUGUGUGUACUUCCGCUUUCACUAACGCUGCAGGGUAUGGCUGUUACAACGUGGAUUGUGGGCUAGAGCGGUAUAUUUCAAAGUUGCAAAGUGGCUGCACUCCAAUUUACUCCGAGAAAAAGUGCUGCCCGACUGACUGGCUGUGUCCCGGUGACCCACGCAUCUCCCGGUCAUCGAUCAGCAAAGCGAUUCAGAAACAAAUAGCUCCUACCCAGUCCACGUGCCGCCUCGGUGACCUGACCAUUGAAAUCGGGUCGAAGGUCAAGAUCAGAGGAAGGCAGGUCAUUUGCAGGUGUGUCACUCCGCCUGACCUGACCUGCGUUCGAUACAGGUCACGCGCGGAGGCUCAGGAGCAUUCCAGAAUUAAGAAAGCAACCUGUGCAACACCGUCUUGCGUCCCCGGGUGCACCUUAGUCGUGAACGAAGCAACGCGAUGUUCAGAAUGUUCUUGCACAAUGAACACUUUUAUCUGCAACGAGGAGGAAUGUCCAGGGAAUUGCAGAUACGGUAUCAACAUCAACUUAGGCUGCCCAAUUUGUACCGAUUGUGUGUGACGUUCUUCGUUUUCGUUUUCCUUUUAUUAUUUGUAUCAUUAUUAAAAAAAAAAAUGUAAUGUGAAUGUACUUUUGUGUGUUAUAGUUCUUUCUGUAUUAUUUCUUAAGUUGUGGGAGAUAAUGAUGUCAUGGAUAUACCAAUAAAAUGUACUUAUUAAUAAUCAAAUAUCCUCCGAUACAAAUGAAACUUUUAGGGAAAUGAGCGAGUAUUAAUAAAGCAUAUAAAGUCAA